Molecule: messenger RNA, 1291 nt
Organism: Bactrocera neohumeralis
Lineage: Eukaryota; Metazoa; Arthropoda; Insecta; Diptera; Tephritidae
Product: aldo-keto reductase family 1 member B1-like
Exons: 4
Coding region: 1-1122 (373 amino acids)
Cellular component (GO): cytosol
Molecular function (GO): aldose reductase (NADPH) activity
Source: RefSeq, a predicted model, not a curated record
AUGUUCAUCAGCAGCAAAAAGCUCUCGAAAACACAUUUUGACUUUGCUUUAAGUUGUUUUGCAACUUUUUGUAGGAAAAUAGUCGUGAAAAGAGCGCCGUUCGGACGUCUCCUAGCAAACCAAACCAAUUUGCUAUUUUUAAGCAAAAAAUCAAAAAGCGAAUCUCUGAAAAUGCCGAUACCAACAACAAAGUUAAACAAUGACGUAGAAAUGCCUAUUAUUGGAUUUGGCACUUGGCGCAUGCCAGCGAAUGAUGUGACUCGUUUGGUGAAAGAGGCCAUCGAUGUCGGCUACCGGCACAUUGAUUGCGCCGACAUUUAUGGCAAUCAAAAGGAGGUUGGCCUGGCAAUUGAGGAGAAAAUCAAAGAGGGUGUAGUGGCGCGUAAGGAUCUAUUCAUCACUGGCAAGUUGUGGAACACAAAACACGAUCCCAAAUUAGUGGGUGCGGCAUGCCAGAAUGCUUUGAAUUUAUUAAAAAUAACUUACUUCGAUAAUUACCUUAUACAUUGGCCCACCGGAUUUGCGGAUAGCGACGAAAACUAUCCAAAAGACAAAGAUGGUAACACUAUAUUCUCCGACAUUGAUUAUGUGGAUACUUGGUGCGCAAUGGAAACUUUAGUAGACCAAGGUUUGUGCAGAUCGAUUGGGGUGUCCAAUUUCAAUAUUGAACAACUACAACGAGUCCUGGAUGUGGCGCGUAUAAAGCCCGCCAAUUUGCAAGUGGAAUGUCACCCAUAUCUAAAUCAAAACAAAUUAAUGGAUUUCUGCAGUAAAUACAAUAUUGUAAUAACAGCAUAUAGUCCCUUAGGCUCGCCACACUCACCCUACGACAAGCCAGGCACACAUAAACUUUUGCAACAUCCGUUAAUUGUGGAGUUAGCGCAAAAAUAUCAGCGGGCACCAGCACUCAUAUUGCUCCGGUAUCAGGUACAACGUGGUAAUGCAGCAAUAACGAUGUCCACAAAGCGUGAACAUAUGGCCGAUAAUCUCGAUGUGUGUAACUUCAAACUAACGGAUGCAGAAAUGUUCGAAAUUAACGCUCUAAAUUUUAAUGGACGUUACAAUCUGAUGCAAAAUGCAAAAGGACAUCCGCAUCACCCAUUUGAGAACGAAAAAAAUUAGUGCUGCUGGUAUGCGAGAAAAACUUGAAAAUAUACAUAUGUACAUACAUACAUAUGUAGCUGUGAAUUUUUAGAAAUAUACAUACAUACAUAUGUAACUGUUAAUUAUUAGAAAUGUUUGUAUAGUUUUAUUGAGAUUAUUUAAUAAAAUUUAUGUAGAAUAAUUAUAA